UUACCAACCAAACCUUGAGCAAUUGUUAACGGUAUCGUAAAGUGGCACUUGACUUGAUAACUCGGUUAUCUCGAUACGCCAAUAUAAUAAUCGUGUUUUUGUAAGAAUCACAUCAGCAGAACAAUAGAGAGAAUGUGGCGAGCUAUACUACUGGUUUCUGUGGCCCUACCAGCAGCCUUGUCCAGCCUUGUGGACGUGGACAAGGACAAAGGCCAGGUCUGGGCCGUGCUUGUGGCUGGCUCUAACACCUACGGCAACUACAGGCAUCAGGCGGACGUUUGCCACGCUUAUCAGAUCCUCCACCGCAAUGGUGUACCAGAUUCUAACAUUAUAGUGAUGAUGUACGACGAUAUUGCUAACAACCCAAGUAAUCCAAAGAAGGGGAAAAUCUUCAACAAGCCCGGUGGACCUAACGUUUAUGGACCGAAAGCAGUGAACAAAGACUACGUUGGUGACGAUGUGACUCCAGAGAACUUCGUCCAUGUGCUGACAGGAAAUCAUGAAGCAGUGAGAGGGGUUGGUUCUGGGAAAGUUUUAAAGAGCGGUCCAAAUGAUCACGUGUUCGUCAACUUCGUAGAUCACGGGGCUCCUGGCCUGAUAGGUUUCCCCAAUGACGUCAUGCAUGCCGAUGACUUAAUCCGUGCUCUCAAGACCAUGCAUAAAAAAAAGAUGUACAAAAAGUUGGUGUUCUACAUGGAAGCAUGUGAAUCUGGAUCAAUGUUUGACAAAAUACUGCCGAAAAAUAUUGAAAUAUUUGCUACCACUGCUGCCAACCCAACAGAGAGCUCAUAUGCCUGCUAUUGGUCAGACGAGGUUCAGGCCUACCUGGGAGACGAAUAUAGUGUCUCUUGGAUGGAAGAUACUGAUGCUGCGGAAAAGCACAAAAGGUUUUCGAGUGAAACUCUCCUGAAGCAGUACAAGAAUGUAGUAAAGAGAGUUAAGGAGAGCCAUCCCAGUAUGUACGGAGAGAAAACUAUUGACAAGGAUCACGUACAGGACUUUCUCGGCAAGAGCAAACAAAAGGUCACCUUUUACAGCGAAUCACCGUCCCAACUGGAGUCAUUUACGGACGCUGUGCCGAGUAGAGAUGUGCCCCUUCAUGUAUUAACCAAGAAGAUUGCGCUUGCAGAGACAGCUGAAGAGAAGGAGAAAUUGCAGAAGGAAAAAGAAGACCUCGUCAAGGGAAGAAAAGAAAUUGACCAAUUACUCUCAAGAAUCUUAUCUCACGUAACAAAUUUGGAUAUAGAAGAAAUCCAGAAUAUAGAGACUACCCGCCAAGACAUCAGUCUGGAGAUGAUGCCGUGCUACAAAACUCUCGUUAAGGCCUUCAGCGAGAAGUGUAUCAACAUUCCCAAGAACCAGUAUACAUUCUCACAUCUGUACAAACUUGCCAACAUGUGCGCUCUACAAUACUCUUCCACAGAUAUCCUUGAAGCGUUCUCGGCCGAAUGUGGGAGUCUACACCAGGAGAUGGUCAAUGUUAACUAGAUAUCACCGUGAUAUUCAAUAAAAUAGUUGUACGCUAAACAAA
Messenger RNA from Homalodisca vitripennis (glassy-winged sharpshooter), 1531 nucleotides. Its product is annotated as legumain-like. Bases 133 to 1488 code for a protein of 451 amino acids. Gene Ontology annotation, molecular function: cysteine-type endopeptidase activity. The transcript has 12 exons. Gene Ontology annotation, biological process: vacuolar protein processing. NCBI's taxonomy places the organism in Eukaryota, Metazoa, Arthropoda, Insecta, Hemiptera, Cicadellidae. The record is from RefSeq and is a predicted model, not a curated record.